AUGCCUUCCAUUGCUAGCGGAACCCCGACCAGCUCUAGGGUUGUGCCAUCGUCUGUCAUCGUUGAGCCCUCCAGCUCCGCAUCAUCGUCUGCGGCGCUCCCCUCAAUAUCUUCUACCUUGUCGUCAAUCCUAGUGUCCUCUACGCCUGUCGCCACCCCAUUACCUUCGUCGGGCGGACCAUCUCCAACUCAGUCCUGCAUUGCACGAUCUGCAAACUACGUCUCGAACGGCAACUUCGAGACUGGAUCGCUCAGCGGCUACACCAUCGACACAAGCCGGUCAACCGUCAGCAUCGUCAACGACGCUUCAUCCGCCCACUCCGGUAGCUACUUCAUUCGUGGAACAAGUACCGAAAACAACAGCAAAGACAACAACAAGGCCAUCUUCACGCGCUACAACAUCAAUAUCCCUUCGGGCACCAAGGUCGUGGUAUCCGCGUGGUUCAAGUCGCUGAGGUCUGAGACUGAGAGAAUCCAGCGUUUUAGAAUCUACCUCGAUGGAACUGAGCUUGGUAAUGUCGUCCCUGUCAACGGUGAUAAGAAGUGGAUCAGGGUUGGUAACACGGAGUCGACGCCUCACACUGUGUCGAUGGCUAAGACCCAUACUCUUCAGUUCCGCGUCGACAAUAACCCCUCUGAUGGUCCCUACUUUGACAUCGAUGAUGUUUCUAUUGUGGCCGUUGACUGCAGUACUGUAUCAGUCUCGUCGUCGAACUCGGUUAUCGUACCGUCCAGCUCUAGCGUGGUCACAGUGUCGUCGAGCUCUUCUCCUGCUGUUGAGUCGACUACUCCUUCCACUGUCUCUGCGUCUGCCUCUCCAUUCAGCAAUGUUGUGUCGAUUGCGUCAAGUACACCUGCGGCAGAGGCGUCUUCUAUCCCGAGCGAAAUUCUUACCAGCACAUCUGCGAUCGAGACUGCAGUAAGCCCAUCAGUUACUGAAACUGUUUCAAACAUUCCCCAGACUACUCCUUCCGCUUCUUCGAUCGAGUCGUCUGUAGUUGUCACUUCAACCACCCCGGAACCUACUCCCGAGACCACACCCAGCCCUACCGACAUCAUCGCUAGCUCUUCAGACGGCGCUCCCAUCACCUCUGAGUCAACUCCAGAGGCUGCCUCGAGUGCUACUCCAGGGGUUACCACUCCUGUCGAUGUCGCCUCCAGCACACCCGAACCCACUGCCAGCGUGUCCUCAGACACCGUGUCUGUAACUCCCGAGACCAGCCCAGCUUCCUCCGGCGUAGUUUCUCAGACGCCUGAAGCUAGCUCAGAGUCUUCACUACAAGUCACUGCUACCUCAUCUUCUUUAGACGUCGUCUCAAGCACCUCCGAGCCUAGCCCAACCUCUUCGGAAGUUGUCUCCCAAACUCUUGAGACGACACCAAGUGCUUCUGCGUCAGAGACCGCAAGCACCGCAAUCGUCGAUACUAGCUCGUCUUCUUCCGAAGCGAUCUCCAGCACUGUUGAGGCUGUGACUAGCUCUUCUGAUGUCGCAAGCGUAACACCGGAGACUACUCCUACUCCUUCGCCGGAAGUAUCACCUAGCUCCAGUAGCGUCGAGACCGUACCCAGCUCUUCUGAUGUUAUCUCUGCGACGCCUGAGACCACUCGCAUUUCUACACCAGUAGCGACAUCUUCCGAGGUAGUGUCCGGCACUUCUGAGGCUACGCCCAGCCCAUCCGAUGUCGUAUCUGCUACACCAGAGGUAACCUCGACCGCUUCUUCGGCUGUAGUUGAAUCGACUCCCAGUCCUACAGGUGUCUCUUCUAGCACCCCAGAGACAAUGUCUAGCUCUUCCGAAAUUGUCUCUAGCACUCCCGAAGUGACGGUGAGCCCUUCAGCUUCCACGACUAGCACGCCGUCUCUAACCUCGAGCUCCACACCUGCUCCCGUUACACCCACUCCGACAACCCUCGUGACUCGCACAUCCUCAUUCACCUCGACAUUCACUUCUACAUCACUUCUUCCAUGCUACACCGCUAAAUCUGAAUACCUCAUCAACCCUGGCUUCGAGGCAACCUCCGGCAACAGCAUCACGCCUUGGACAUCAACUGACACUGGAUUUGACUACUCCGUACAAAACGACAAUAGUCGCUCCAGCGGCCGAGUCUUUCGUGGCACCACAUCUAGCAACAACCCAUCUACCCUCAAACUCACACAGGCCAAUAUCAAGGAUCUACCCGCUGGGACUACCGUUACCGUAUCUACAUAUAUCAAGCCAAUGCGCGACGGGAUCACGACGAGCAACUCUUUGUCGUUCAACUUGAAGUUCGACGGUACGAGCGUUCAGACUUUCACCGCAAGCAAUGCAAAUAAGAAUGGUUGGAUACAAAUGACAGGUUCGAUCAUGGUCAGCAAUGCUGUAUCGCAUACUGUUUCGCUGGAGGUGAAUACCAAGGGUAAGAGUGGCAAUAUCUUUGCGGUAGACGAUUUUUCGGUUAAGGCGACGAUUCCGGCAGCGGGUAAUAGGUUUUGCACGAAGUAG
Molecule: messenger RNA, 2481 nt
Organism: Alternaria burnsii
Lineage: Eukaryota; Fungi; Ascomycota; Dothideomycetes; Pleosporales; Pleosporaceae
Exons: 1
Coding region: 1-2481 (826 amino acids)
Source: RefSeq, a predicted model, not a curated record